AGCGCACAGCUGCCGCUGCCCGCCGGCUGGGAGGAGGCGCGAGACUACGACGGCCGGGUCUUCUAUAUCGACCACAACACGCGCCAGACUUCGUGGAUCGAUCCCCGCGACCGGAUAACAAAGCCAUUGACCUUUGCCGACUGUGUCGGGGACGAACUUCCUUUAGGAUGGGAAACUGUCUACGACAAACAGAUCGGGAUUUAUUACAUGGACCACAUUAAUAAGCUCACCCAGCUUGAGGACCCGAGGGAACAGUGGAGACGAGAGCAGGAGAGGAUGCUCAAGGAAUAUUUAAUUGUGGCCCAGGAGGCCCUGAAUGCCAAGAAAGAAAUCUACCAGAUCAAGCAGCAGCGCUUCGAGCUGGCUCAGGAGGAAUUCCAGCAACUGUACAAACUGUGUGAGGAUGACAGCCGCUCCUAUGCCAGCUCCUUCUCUGGGUAUUCCACCAACACAAAGUAUGACCCACACCAAAUCAAAGCCGAGAUUGCCAGCCGCCGGGAUAGGCUUUCCAGAUUAAAACGAGAGCUGACCCAGAUGAAGCAAGAACUGCAGUACAAGGAAAAGGGAGUGGAGACUUUGCAAGAGAUCGACCGGAAGAUGUCAAGUGCGCAUACCAGCUACAAACUGGAUGAGGCGCAGGCCAUCAUGAGCGAGCUUCGCACCAUCAAGAAAGCCAUCAGUACAGGCGAGCGGGAACGCCGGGACCUCCUCCAAAGCCUGGCCCGGCUGACUGAUGGCUUUAAGAAUAGUUGCUCCAUCACUGACUCGCUGCAGGAUUCCCCUUCCCGUUCCGGUUUGCCUGGCGAGUCUCCCCUGCCUCCCCAGUUCUGUGAUGCCGGUUCCCAGACGGAUACCAUCGGGGAGUUGGUCUUUGAUGAUAAAACGAGACUCGCAGACAGAGUCAGACUUAAUUGGCAGUAUGAGGAAGCCAGAAAAAGAGUCUCGCAUAUCCAGCAGCAGCUGGCCCAACUCGAGAACGAAUCCUGGCCCGGCAUGGCGGAGGCGGACAGAGAUAGGCUGCAGCUCAUCAAAGAGAAAGAGGCCCUGUUGCAAGAACUCCAGCGCAUCAUUCAACAGCGGCGUUCGGUGGAGGACGUGGCCCGGCUGGAGCAGGAGAGGAGGCGCCUGGAGGAGGAGACCCAGCGCGCUCGCGCCUCGUCUGCGCAGGGAGCCACAGAGAGGAUUCUGCUGCAAGAAAAGAGGAACUGCCUACUUAGGCAGCUGGAAGAAGCUACCCGCUUAACAUCGUACCUCCGGUCCCAGCUGAAAAGCCUGUCCGCCAGCACCUUGACCGUGUCUUCGGGGAGCAGUCGUGGGUCCCUGGCCUCCAGCCGAGGCUCGCUGGCCUCCAGCCGCGGCUCCCUGAGCUCCUUGAGUUUCACCGACAUCUAUGGCCUACCGCAGUACGAGAAGCCGGACGCCGAGAGUGGCCAACUCCUGGGCUUCCACCUGAUCCCCUCUGACUCACUGGGGCGCGAUGCCCCCUUGGCAGACCCACUCGGCCCUUCAGGCUUCCAGAAGCAGCGGCGGUCACUGGACACGCCCCAGUCCCUAGCAUCGCUGUCUUCUCGUUCCUCCCUGUCCUCUCUGUCGCCUCCCAGCUCGCCCUUGGACACGCCCUUCCUCCCGACGUCCAGGGACUCGCCUCUGGCGCAGCUGGCAGAUGCUUUUGAGGUGCCAGGCCUGGGUGCCCUGGACAGGUUACGUGCGCAAGCCUCCGCCCUGGGGGAUGAGGAUCUACCCAACUCGGCUUCCCUUCAGCAGCACGCAUUCGCCGGGGACGGUGAAGGACCACGUGAACGAGGUCCCCAAGUGGCCAGUGGUGCGGCGGCAGGAACAGUAACUCCUCUUCGAGAAGACAGCGCCAAGAGGCUGGAGAGGAGAGGAAGCAGCGUAUCUGCCUGCCUGUCGGAUUAUUCGCUAGCAGGUGAUAGCGGAGUGUUUGAACCCUUAUCCAAAAGGGACGGAGAGACGGAAGAGCCCGCGCUGGGAGAGGUGAGCGGGAAGGAAGAGCCACAGAUUCACGUGGGGUUCUUGCACGACCGCGCUAGCCAGUGUCUCCUGGUGCACGUGCUUCAACUGAAGAACUGUGCUGGGCUGCUGCUCAGCCAAGACUGCAGAAUCCACAUCCGCAUCUACGUGCCUCCCCUGGACGCUGGCACUCCCAGCACUUACUGCUCCAAGGCCCUGGAAUUCCAGGCGCUGCUGGUGUUCAACGAAGUCUUCAGAAUCCCUGCGCAUUCCAGCAUGCUGACGCUGAAAGCGCUUCAGUUAUACGUGUGUUCGCUGAACGCACAGCUACAGGAGGAACUCCUGGGCAUUGCUCAGAUUCACCUGGCUGACUGGGAGAGUUCGUGUGAGAUGCAGUUGCACUGGUACUCGGUGCAAGUCUUCACCAGCCCUGAGCCCCCACGGACAAGGGAGCCCAGACACCCCACCAAGGGCAUCUCCGGGGAGCCUGAACGUGCGCCCUGCGGCAAGCCUGACGCCGUGACGGCGCUGCUGGCUAGGACCACGGCCCAGCUGCAGGCUGUAGAGAGAGAGCUGGCCGAGGAGCGCGUGAAGCUGGAAUACACGGAGGAGGAGAUCUUGGAGAUGGAACGCAAGGAAGAGCAGGCCGAGGCCGUAUCCGAGCGGAGUUGGCAGGCCGACUCAGUGGACAGUGGCUGUGGCAACUGCACCCAGACCAGCCCCUCCUACCCAGAAUCCUGUUGUGCUGGUGUGGACUCCUUUCACGGAUACGUGUUUGCUCCUCAGGCAGACCCGUACAGCCCUGAGAAACUUAAACCCCCACCUGUUAAGGUUGACAAGGAAACCAACACGGAGGACCUCUUCCCCGAGGAGGUGGUGCGCUCUCUGAAGGACCGGCCCUGCCGCCGUGCCCGCGGGGCGCCCUUUGCACGGGGCAGCACCAUCGUCCGCUCUCAGACCUUCUCGCCCGGGGCUCGGAGCCAGUACGUGUGCCGACUCUAUCGAAGCGACAGCGACAGUUCGACGCUGCCUCGGAAGUCCCCCUUUGUUCGAAAUACUUUGGAAAGACGAACCCUCCGCUCUAAGCAGCCCUGCAGGUCUUCCCUGGCUGAGCUCAUGGCCCGCACCUCCCUGGACUUGGAGCUGGAUCUCCAGGCGUCGAGAACGCGGCAGAGGCAGCUGAACGAUGAGCUCUGUGCCCUUCGUGAGCUGAGGCAGCGGCUGGAAGACGCUCAGCUGCGAGGUCAGACAGACCUUCCGCACUGGGUGCUCCGGGACGAGCGAUUCCGCAGCCUCCUUAAGGAAGCCGGCCGACAGACCAGACAGACCAAACUUGACUACCAUCAGGAACAGGCAGCUGAGAAGAUGCUCAAGAAGGCCUCCAAAGAGAUCUACCAGCUGCGUGGCCAGAACCACCAGGAGCCCAUUCAAGUACAGACCUUUAGGGAGAAGAUAGCAUUCUUUACACGACCAAGGAUUAACAUACCUUUACCAGCAGAUGAUGUUUAAUGUAGUGCAUUGUACCCAUCAAGUAUUUGUCUGCCUGUUUUUUCAUGAAGUUCUUAGAUGAGCUAAAUGUGUCUUUAAAAUAUUUGUGCAAAGCUAUUAAUAUACACAUUUU
Messenger RNA from Ochotona curzoniae (black-lipped pika), 3592 nucleotides. It is a transcript of the gene WWC3, whose product is annotated as WWC family member 3. Bases 208 to 3480 code for a protein of 1090 amino acids. Gene Ontology annotation, cellular component: cytoplasm. Gene Ontology annotation, molecular function: molecular adaptor activity; kinase binding. Gene Ontology annotation, biological process: cell migration; regulation of DNA-templated transcription; negative regulation of organ growth. The record is from RefSeq and is a predicted model, not a curated record. Lineage: Eukaryota; Metazoa; Chordata; Mammalia; Lagomorpha; Ochotonidae. The transcript has a single exon.